Chara braunii is the source of this 2646-nucleotide messenger RNA. The record is from the annotation of a GenBank genome assembly. Lineage: Eukaryota; Viridiplantae; Streptophyta; Charophyceae; Charales; Characeae.
GUAGGAAUAAGAGAGAAGCGGAGUGUCUCGGGAGGAUUGAGGAGGCAGAAAAUAAGAUGGAGGGGCAUCCCAUCUCAACUAUGGUGUGGGCAGCGGAGCGGGAAAGGAGGAUGGGUGACUGGGACAAGAUGCAGGUGGAGAAACAACAAAGAUGGGUGCAGACCCUGAAGGUAAAAGGAGUGGAAACGAACGAUAAAGUGAGCAAGGAAUCCUUUCAAAAACUCAAGCCAAGACGUGCGCAGCAGCAAAUGAUGGAGUUGAGACACCCGUUUGAUGAUGCAGCCCCCAUAGCCUGUACGGCGGUAGGGAUAUUGAAGUACGCGAACCUGUACUAUGAAGACAUUCUCAGGACCAGAAGACCGAACGAGGAAGUGGACACAGACCUGUCUCAGCAAUCAAAUAUGUGGGAGGACACAUCAGUACAGCUAAGCACAGCAGCGAAGCUAGAUAUGGACAGGCCGGUCACCCUGGAGGAACUCACCCAAACAGUGAAAACUAUGGCGCAAGGCAAGUCCCCAGGAGUUGACGGCCUUACCGUAGAGUUCUACUCCGCGAACUGGGGCGUGUUCGGGCCGCUACUAGUGGAGCUGUACAACGAAGUGUUGGUAGGAGGGAGACUGGGGAAAGGGAUGACUCACAGGGUGAUCACAUUGCUGUUCAAAAAAGGUGACAAGUCUGUGGUAAAAAACUGGCGCCCGAUCUCCCUGUUGAAUGUGUCCUAUAAGAUCCUCGUGAAGUCGCUGACACGCAGACUAUCCAAGCACCUCCCGAAAUUGGUAGAAAAGGACCAGGGGGCAUUUGUGCAAGGGCGGUCUAUAUUUAACAACAUUGUGACUGCUAUAGAAACUCUGGAAAUCGUGCAGUCCGAGGGCUUAGACAUCGCAGUCUUGCUGCUGGACCUGGAAAAAGCGUACGACAAGAUGGAGGUAUUGCUCAACAGAGUUCGGCGCAAUCCAGACAUCAGGGGACUACCACUGCACAAUGGAGAGGAGUGCACGGUAAAAGCGUUGGCGGACGACCUGUUUGCAGUCAUGGGGAAAGUCAUCACGGAAUAUGAAAUCAUCAGAGACCCGAUUGAUCCUAGGAUAGGCAACCUGAAAUUCGGCCUCCACCCAGAGGCAGAGGCUAAAUAUGUCAGGACCAUCAAAGUCUUCACCGACAAGGAGCACCUGACGGAAGACCUGGUAAACAACAAUCACCCAUGGUGCAAAGGCUGCAACCGGUAUGUCAGAUCACCGGAGGAGUGCCUCUGCACUGAGGGGGGGACUGAUAACGACCUUGCAAAGCCAGUUCGAGCAUCCCCACUGGCGGGACAAGGUUCUGCCUCCCUCGGGAAGGGGACGAUCCCCACUCCUGGUCCAUUCCCACCAACGAGAUCGAAUCCAGGAGUCCCCCGAAGCAAAUCUCCAUCACCCCAGGACAAAGGUCAGUCCUCGAACUCAUUCCAAUGGUUGAAUCCUCAUCUCCAGUCUCCACACGAGGGAGGAAGAGGACAACAAGGACAGAGUAGAGGCAAACCACAGUCCCAGGGUCGGGGUAAGAGCCACCCGGAUAAAACCACCCACAAUCCAUCAGUCGCUGGCCCAUCAGCUGUUACACCUGCACAGAUACUCAAGGUACCAAUAGACAACAGCAGAUUGAAAUGGGUACAGAAGGUCCAACAAUGGAAAGAUCCCAACUUCCAGUCUUCCGCCAAAGAUGGUAGUACGUCUAGUUCAGGGAUGAACGCUUCAUCGGGAGACAACAAAAGCCCUAAGGGGCCUCAGGCUCCUGGUAACUCCCCUGCCGCUCCCAAUGCAUGGGGUGGUGGGUCAGGCAGUGUCACCACACCCGGGUCGAAUGUCCCGGGCCUGGACACGGCCAUGGUGAUGGACAUGAACUUCAGAUACGAUACGAUAAAACGUACCAGGCCGCUGGAUUUUGAUGAUAAUCACUCGGAAUCCCCCAGACCUUCUGGGUCUCAGCAGACUGGGCAAAAUAGCCGCAAAGAGUCUAGCGUGGCUAUCCCCCUUAUCUUCAAAUCAACGAACCAAGGUCCAUGUCUCCUUCUGCAAAUAAACGAACAUGGAGGCUACAACAUUGCAUACAGUUCCCUACAAUCUCCACCGGACCCAGUCACAAUGCUGAAACUGGGUAUGGGGCUGGUUCAUAACAGAUUCGCUGUCAGACCUAUCCCGAGCCAGCCCCUACUCAAUUUCAGCAAAGUCGGCGCUUCAGGGAAAAUUUACACUCUGCACGCGUUGUGCCUUAAUGCCACAGCCAUCCCUGACGUGGAUCCAGCGAAGGCUGGAAAAGGCUUCUACUGGGCCCCUCUGAGUUGGUUCAAGGCCAGCAGUGGCGAGAGGAUGAUCCCAGUUUUGGGGGACGACAUCAGAGGGGAACUAAUCACGGAAAUCAACGAAAUGCUUCAGAGCGAGCUUAAGCUCUUUUCUCGCCACUUCGCAGAGUUGAUCAGAACCCCUUGGGACCAGGCAGUCAUCCAGGAUGCCAUUGGAAGAGCUAAAGUAGCAAGUGCAAAAACAGUUCCAGGCGCCAUCCAACCCAAGGCACCGUCCGCUGCUGCGGAUGGCGUAUAGAGUUAAGAUAACGUCAUGGAACGUUCAUGGUUUAAUAGAUGGUAAUGGGAAAUACAAAAGGGCACAACUU